GGAGGAUCCUCACUCAGUGCAACUUGUGUAAGGAGCAGGAGCCCUCAGCAGCACCAACAUCUGGGCACUCACAUCUCUGCUGCACCAGGGCAAGGGACGGGAUAUGGCUACUUCUAUACUUGGGGAAGAGCCAAGAUUUGGAACAACUCCCCUGGCCAUGCUAGCUGCCACCUGCAACAAGAUUGGGAAUACAAGCCCCUUAAGCAGCCUGCCCGAGUCUAGCGCAUUUGCAAAAGGAGGCUUUCACCCCUGGAAACGCUCCUCAUCAAGCUGCAGCCUGGGCUCCAGCUUGGGGGGUUUCACUGUCGCUACCAGCAGGGCCUCCAGCGCCCUUAGUGGGGGAACAGCCACUGCCAACAGCGCCUUCUGCCUCGCCUCCACCUCCCCGACCUCCUCAGCCUUCAGCAGCGACUACAGCGGCCUGUUCACCAACGCCUCGGGGGUGUCACCACAGGAGGCCGGCCAAUCCGCUUUCAUCUCCAAAGUACACGGCGCCGCGGAAAGCCUUUACCCACGGGUGGGCAUGGCGCAUCCAUACGAAUCCUGGUACAAGUCCGGCUUCCAUUCAGAGGUGGCCAAUGGGGCCUCUACUUGGUGGGACGUGCACGCUGCCAGCCCCAGCACCUGGCUGGAUGUGCAAAACCAGCCGGCUGCCGCCGCUGCUGCCCUCCAGGGGGCGUUACACUCUGGCGCCCCCCACAGCCAGCUCAGCGGAUACAGCCCGGAUUUCAGCUCCCUCACCCACUCCGCCUUUAGUUCCACUGGUCUAGGCUCUAGUGCCGCUUCUCACUUGCUCACCACCGGCCAACAUCUGCUCACACAGGAGGGCUUUAAGCCAGUACUGCCCUCAUACCCAGACUCAGGCACUUCUAUGUUAACUGGAGCCUCUGUGGCUGCUGCAGGGGGAGGAACAGGCCGCUCCGCACGGAGAUACUCAGGCCGGGCCACCUGCGAUUGCCCGAACUGCCAGGAAGCGGAGAGGCUGGGACCCGCAGGGGCGAGUUUGCGGAGAAAGGGGCUGCAUAGUUGCCACAUUCCAGGGUGCGGUAAGGUUUACGGCAAGACCUCGCAUCUCAAGGCUCACCUGCGCUGGCACACCGGGGAGAGGCCCUUCGUUUGCAACUGGCUCUUCUGCGGAAAGCGCUUCACCCGCUCAGAUGAGCUCCAGCGGCACCUCCGCACCCACACGGGAGAAAAGCGAUUCGCCUGCCCAGUUUGCAACAAGCGCUUCAUGCGGAGCGACCACCUGAGCAAGCACAUCAAGACUCACAACGGGGGUGGAGGGGGGAAGAAAGGCAGUGACAGCGACACAGACGCCAGCAACCUAGAGACCCCUAGAUCUGAGUCUCCCGAACUGAUCCUGGAGGGGGUGCGACCAGGAAAAGAUGCGGUCAAUGAUUCUUAGGGCGGCAGUAAAACGACUUCUUAUUGACUGUGCACUGGGCUGGUUUGUGCUGGCAGCACUACCUGCAAAAACUUUGUCAACUAGAGCAAUAGUGGCAGAUAUAUGGGGAGAAACGAACUCAGAUAUUUUAUUCUGUCAACUUCCCCCUGCUUUUCAUCCACACAAAAAGACACAUUGUGACUUAAAAUUCCACAGUGGAUUAUGGCACUCAAAUUCUUUUCAAAUCCUUGUUUAAGAACAUACGUUUUUAUUAUUUAAAAAAAAAAAAAAAACUUUCAAUAAAGAGAAAAUCUUCAUUAAAGAUUUUAAGGUGAGGAGCUAAAAACACACAAAAAAGAACGCAGGACUAUUUCUCAAAAACUGUAUAAAUAGUUUUCAUGAGGUUGUGUUGAUUUUUUUUUUUAUUAUUUGUUUUCCCUUGUAAAAUGUUUAAUAGUUUUAUUUUUUGUGAAUUCCUGAAAUUCAGGAGGUUCUCUUUUUAAUUUCUGAUGCACUUUGUGAAAGUCAAUAUAUAUAUGUAAAAGAUAUUUAAAUCGUUGAGUUAUCACUUCAAUCAGAAACGUAAAUUAAAAUCACUUAAGCAAAAUAAAUGCGUUUAUCUGUAUUAUAAAGAAAAUAGUCUUGAUAAUAUUUUGAUUUUUGGGAUUAUUAAAGAAUUCUGAUCAACA
Messenger RNA from Bombina bombina (fire-bellied toad), 2073 nucleotides. RefSeq names its product Sp9 transcription factor (gene SP9). The transcript is spliced from 2 exons. The record is from RefSeq and is a predicted model, not a curated record. NCBI's taxonomy places the organism in Eukaryota, Metazoa, Chordata, Amphibia, Anura, Bombinatoridae. The coding region runs from base 104 to 1405 and encodes 433 amino acids. Gene Ontology annotation, molecular function: DNA-binding transcription factor activity, RNA polymerase II-specific; RNA polymerase II cis-regulatory region sequence-specific DNA binding. Gene Ontology annotation, biological process: regulation of transcription by RNA polymerase II.